Messenger RNA from Cuscuta campestris, 1586 nucleotides. NCBI's taxonomy places the organism in Eukaryota, Viridiplantae, Streptophyta, Magnoliopsida, Solanales, Convolvulaceae. The record is from the annotation of a GenBank genome assembly.
CCUAAAGUAGGCAAGAAUCGCGACAGUGUCAAUUCCUCUCCGGCAUUCCCAGAUUCAUACAAAAGGAGAUAAUCAUGGCUAUGCGUAUGUCUUCCUGCUGCUCAUUCUCUGUGGGUGUUAGUGUAUCAUCAAUGGGGAGAAAUGGGAUGUUUCGAGGCAGAUUGAAAUGCAUAGUACCCUGUCAUAUGGCUGCUAAGUAUACAGAAAUGAGGGGGCAUAUAAAAUUUCCCCAAAUUUCAUCAGGAAGCAUGGAUGAGGCGCCUCUAAGAGACAAAAAGACAGUUCCUUAUUCAGACCCUCCAAGUAGAGUUGAUAUCCAACGCUUGUAUGAAUUGUUCGAUAAAAGCAAAAAGCUUGUUAUUUUGACUGGAGCAGGAAUAAGCACUGAGAGCGGAAUUCCUGAUUAUAGAAGUCCAAAUGGAGCAUAUAGCACAGGUUUCAAACCAAUUACUCAUCAGGAAUUUAUCCGAUCGGUUCGGGCACGGAGACGUUAUUGGGCACGAAGCUAUGCUGGAUGGAGACGGUUCACUGCUGCACAGCCCAGUGCUGCUCAUAUUGCUUUGACUUCUCUUGAAAGAGCUGGCCAGAUUAGUUAUAUGAUUACACAGAAUGUGGACAGGCUACACCACCGUGCUGGCAGUAACCCACUUGAAUUGCAUGGUACUGUAUAUACUGUUAUCUGUAUAGGUUGUGGUUAUACUCUAGCUCGUGAACUAUUUCAGGACCAAGUGAGGGCUCUUAACCCCAAGUGGGCUGAGGCAGUUGAAAGUUUGGACUACGACAGCCGGUCAGAUAAAAGUUUUGGAAUGAAACAAAGGCCUGAUGGAGAUAUUGAGAUUGAUGAGAAAUUCUGGGAGGAGGAUUUCGUUAUUCCUGUUUGCCCAAAGUGCAAUGGGCUACUGAAACCAAAUGUUGUCUUUUUUGGAGAUUCUGUACCUAAAGGGAGAGCAGAUUCUGCAAUGCUAGCUGCCAAAGAAUGUGAUGCUUUUGUUGCACUUGGAUCUUCUUUGAUGACCAUGUCUGCAUUCCGGCUUAUUAGAACUGCAUAUGAGGUUGGGGCCGCCACUGCAAUUGUAAACAUUGGUGAAACACGAGCUGAUGAUUUUGUACCUCUGAAAAUCAAAGCUAGACUUGGAGAGAUACUUCCAAGAUUGCUUGAUGUCGGAUCCAUUGGUUUCUGAUUGGGAACCUGGGAGGUAUCAAUACUCUUCUAAGAUGGACUGGUUACUUUUUUGUUGUCUAUUGUUGUACAAGCCCGUCGUGUUCAUCUGCUUUGUUACAAUUAGGAUCCUUAACAUUCCAAUUGUAUAGUCAUUGUUCUCAUGAGUGAGGUAAGCUCUGCGUACUUACGUCUUACCCUUCUCAUACCCCCUUUGUGGGAUAGCACUGGGUUUGUUGUUUAUUCUAAAACGUAGUUAAGUGGUGGUAUGUGAUAAAUAAGCAAUAUCUACUUGUUCAUAAUUAACCAGGAAAGGAAUACAAAGUUUAGUAGUAAUCAGCAGGUGGUAGAAGUGAAUGAUUGUUGAACAUAAUGGAAAUAUGCCUUCCAGAAUCUUGGAUUUAAUGCAUAAAGUAAUCUUACAUCA